Molecule: messenger RNA, 1001 nt
Organism: Mustela lutreola (European mink)
Lineage: Eukaryota; Metazoa; Chordata; Mammalia; Carnivora; Mustelidae
Gene: DYNLT4
Product: dynein light chain Tctex-type 4
Exons: 2
Coding region: 276-1001 (241 amino acids)
Biological process (GO): microtubule-based movement
Cellular component (GO): cytoplasm; cytoplasmic dynein complex
Molecular function (GO): dynein intermediate chain binding
Source: RefSeq, a predicted model, not a curated record
AGGGGCCAUUACCUUCCUGCUUGCCAGUCAGGCCAGCGGGGAGGGCAAGCCUGUGGAGCUGGGAGAGAGUUUGGAAGCCAAAAGCUGCAGGUGACUCAGGUGCCUGCGGGAGUUUCGGGAGAAGGAGGCAUUCAUCCCAGAACUGAAUCUAGAGCCCUUAACCCUCUAAGAACCUAGGAAUCCACGCAGCCCGGACUAUUUCAUUCAACUGUCCCCGGAACACAGGUAAGAAGGGGUUAGGGAGUAAAAACCCUUAUCACAGAGUGAAAGACUGGAUGGGGUACAAAGAUGGCCAGUUUCUGGCAUCCUGUCCCAGUUCGGGUCUUCCAGUCGGCAGGUCCAUGGCUGGCAGGCCUGUGCCCCCCGGACGCCAGGAGGAGGAAACUACCAAAGACCCUGGGCUGAAACUAUCACCGGUGAGGCCUCCAGGCCACCUGCCCAGUAUUGAUGAGGCCCGACUAGCAGGUCUGGGCCCGUCCUCCCGCCGUGGCUCGGUGCUGGGCCCAGCCUCCUCCUUCUCACGUCGCAACUCGCUGGCAGGACCCCUAGCAGGUCCUGGGGGUCGGCGACCAUCUCUGGGCCCAGUGCCUCCUCUGGGCUCAAGGGUUAGCUUCUCGGGGUUGCCCCUGGCCCCCCUCCGUCGGCUGGCGCCCUCCUACCGCAUGGAGCCCGCGCCCGGGGAGCGCUGGGAGGCCAGCCGCAUGCAGCACUCGAUGGAAGUUACGCUGGCCGCCCGGCUGGGCAACGCGCACUACGUGGGUGCUGAGGCAGGGCCUCUGGCUCGUGAGCUAUGCGAGCUGGUGCGUGUGCGCCUGCGUGAACUCUGCCCCCCGCGCUACAAGCUCGUGUGCAACGUGGUGCUAGGGCCCCGCGCCGGCCAGGGUGUGCACGUCGUCAGCCGUGCGCUCUGGGACACCGAGCACGAUGGGCUGGCCUCCGCCGCCUUCACCAAUGCCUCCCUCUUCGCCGUGGCUAUAGUGCACGGGCUCUACUGUGAGUGA